GACCUUUGAGCUGUAAAAUAUAAACCAGGGGAAGACAUAUUUUUCUCUGUGAUGACGUUUUCAAGCUUCACAGUAAAAUAUGUAAACCAUCGAUGACCUAUGCGAAGAACUGUGAAGGGGCGGAGAGAUUACCUCUCCUUCACCUAAAAACCUUCAAUCGUUUUAUUUCUAUCUGGGUACUUGAAAUCCAUGCAGAGACUUUUUGAAAUCCAAGAUAGAAUCUAACUUACUGUGUUUAAGGUAGGCUACUUUUGGACGCGCAACUCUUUCUGGAAUAUGUCCGUUAACUUGACAAACAGCACUUGCAUUAAUGAAUCCGAAUGGAAGUCAGAUUCUUUCCGGUUUCUGGUGUCGGCUGUCGUGUACGGAUUGGUGAUAGUAGUGGGUCUGCCGCUAAAUGCGAUGUCCCUGUGGAUCUUGUUGCGUCGGCACGGGCUCCGGUCACCGGGCGCCGUGCUCAUGAUCAACCUCGCCGCAUCGGACCUGCUGCUUGCGCUUUCUUUGCCGCUGCGCGUCUACUUUUACGCAACGCUCCAGUGGCCGUUUGGAGCGGGCACAUGUACCACUGCCAUCUUGCUGUUUCGCAUCAACAUCAGGAUGAGCUGCAUUUUCAUCACUUUAAUCAGCGUGGACCGGCUGCUCGCCCUGGUCUUCCCUUUGCGCUCUCGGUCACUGCGCACCCCUGCUUUCGCCUGCAAGUGCAGCUUGCUUGUAUGGACCCUCAUUACCAUCCUAUGCAUCCAGGAGUGUGUAAAUCUCUACCGUGCACUGAAAGAGUGCCAUCAUCACAUGUCCUGUUUCGAGUUCCAAGUAGUCGCCAAGAGCUCACGAACCACCGCGCUCGGACAGGCGAUAUUUCUGUUGAUUCUCCUGGUGGUCAACAUCGUCUCCACGAUCAUGGUCAUAGUUGUGCUGAGGAAGCGUCCCAAUAGUGACGCGACAAAAGUGAACAACAAAAUGAGCGUGAUGCUUAUUUUUGUCGUUAACAUGUUGGUGUUUAUUGUGUUUUUCCUGCCGUUUACCUUACAACUCUUGACGCUGGAAGAGAAAAAUGACGGUGAGGUUUUACGCGCGUUCAUCUGCCUAGCUAGCAUCAAUUGCUGUCUGGAUCCACUUAUUUACUAUUUCUCCCUGGACUCAUUCUGGCAGGACAAAGGUAAAAUCCAAACAGAUGUGGCCUCUCAAUCUCUCAGCAGGUUGCAGGACAGGUUGUGACUUCUCUAAAAGCUGGGACACUCGAUGGAGACCACACAUUACAUGUAUGUCAUUGCAUUACAAAAUAUCAAACCAAAGUAGUAUUUAUUACUAAACAUAACAUUUACACAACAAACUAAACAUUUAACUAAAACAAGUAUAAAGGCUACUUUUCAAAAUGAAGGCAAUAGUGAUUGGGACACAUUCUGGCUGUCAAACUUUGGUUAGUCUGCUAGGAAACCUGUGUGAACAUUUACAUUUAUUUAAUGUAUUAUUACAUGUAUUAUUUGCGAUUCAUCUUAUGAGAUAGUAGUAUGAAAAGUGCUGCAUUACAAAGUUUCAAUUGCAUCAGGAAAAUACUAUUCAAGACAGCUUAGAGUGAAACAAGGGUAUUAUAUACAGUAUCUAUCUAUAUCUAUCUAUCUAUCUGUCUAUCUAAACUGGAAAUAUCACGGAAUUUUAAAAUGGUGUUUUUCAUGCCUGGAAAACUCAUGGAAAUAAUAAAAUCUCAAAAGUCAUGGAAAUGUCAUGGAAAUUUCACUGCUCUGAAGUGUCCGCACACUGAUCUAUUGCUUCAAAAAUACUUUAUUGGCUCACACUUGCUUGCAACGUUUCCACCAUUAGGCAUUUGUCAGGCAAAACGUCAAUGCAAAAUGAACCACAGUGAUAUAUAGGCACAUGAUCGAAACAUUGCAAGCAAGUGUUGGCCAAUAACGUAUUUUUGGUGCAAUAAAUCAGUGUGUGGACACUUAUAAUUUUUUUUUUUAUGUUGAUUGCAACUCGGGUUGGAUGUUCAUACCAUUUUUCUUAAUUUUUCUUUAAUUUCACUGCUCUAAAAUAAUUAAUAAUAAAGCUAGAUAAUGCUCUUGUGAAUCUCCAUUAUGAUUGAAUCAGUAAAUGUGAGCCCAUUUUGACAAUUUUUCAUACCAGAUCUAUUCCCCCACUUCAGAAAAACAGUGUGUUUUAUGGGGGCCGUUAGACCCUGCAAACUUUGGGGCUUUUUCCACAAAUACUCUCUUUUUGCAUAUUGGACAGUUACUUAAAAAGCUUUUCGUUUAUUCAUGAAAAUAAAUAAGUAUUUUAUCUAAAAAUAAAUGUGAUAAUUCCAGGGAUUUUUAUUGGCUACGUACUUUUUGCAACAUUUAAAAAAAUAUAUAUAUAUAUUAGAUCAAACUGCCUCAAAAUCAACCUUGCAAUGACUACAUGCAAUGAUCUCAUGGACCAGGAACAUUUUCCAGUGUAUAGUGACAAACAGGUGUUUAGGAAAGUGCUGUGGUAGUUUUUGUUGCUAUUUAGUGUUUUGGGAGAAAAUAAAAUCCAAUGUGCCUUUUACCCCAGUGGGACGUUUAUCCCAUUUGCACCCUACAUUGUCCAGUAAUCUAUGUGCGUUUUCAUGUGGAAGAUGCUAUUUUUAGAAUGUUUGCUCAUCUGCAAUACAUUGAUUAAUUAUGAUUGAGAAUAUAAAUGAAUCUGCUCUUGUUAAUCAGUUGUUUGUACACAAUAAUUUGAGCAUGAUGCUUUCCAGACAAAGAUCUCUUUAGCAGAUGUCUUGGAGAUGUACGUUAUGUGGUGGUAGGAAGCCACAUUGUAUGCUACAACCCAGAAAACCUUUUUUUUUUUUGCCACUUCCUGUGUUACCAAGGUGUGACAUUAUGUUCUUUUCAAACUGAAUGCAUACUUUUCAUGACCUGCAAGCAGAUUUUCAUAAAGGGAGGACAUUACACUGCAAUGCAUUUCAUUAUUUAGAUGCACAGAGGAGAUUUACUAUUGUUUUUGUGCAGAAAGAAAUAGGUUAACUUCAUUAAAAGUAUUGUUUUUCCAUUUCUGCUGUAAAAACAAUUAAAAGGAACUAGCACUCAGGUGCCCUUUACCCUUGACUAAGACACGUGCUGCAACACAUUACCAUUUAAACAUCUGUGUCCGAGAACCUACGUUUCUAGCCCUGUUAUAUUUAUUUAAUUUAUUUCUCAAUACAAGGGAAAUGAUGAAUGAACAGGGUGAGUGAAAAAAAAGAGAAGAUAGAAAAUUAAGAGAAAAUUAGAUUGAAGAACAUGAAAAGAUGAGAGUUAUCUGUCGUCAAAGCACAUUAAUCAGGGUCACAAAAAUGUUGACAAUGUGUGUGAAAGGUACCUUUGCCUUAUUCAAUCUUCAAUAAGGUACAAGGAAUGCUGGCAUCAUAACAUUUGAAGAUCAGUUCAAACUGUAGCAGCUAUCAAUGUCUUUAUCCUCAUCUGUACUAUCAUAUAUGUUGUUUGCAGUUGAUUUAGUAGAAAUAGUUAAAAAAUGAAUCCACAUCUUAUGCAUCCACAUGUUGUUCCAACCACAUAGAUGUUAGGCAGAAUAUCUGAACUGCUCUUUUCCAUACAAUGAGAGUGGACGGUAAUUUAUAUUGCCAAGCUCCAAAAAGGACAUAAAAGCACCACAAAAACAAGACUUUAAUUUUUGUGUGAACUAUUGUUGAACGGCCUUUUCAUAAGAAACAAUGUUGGUUUGUUACAAUCUGUUUACAGUUUAUAUAUUUUAAUCUUCACUAUAAUGUUAGUUAUCCAGAACACAAAACUUUCAAAUGGUUGAUCAGAUGUUAUCACUUGGGUUUCUCACAUUAAUCAAACAUUGAUAAAACUGUAUAAUAUAUAAUAUAAUCUUCCAUCAAUUCGUUACCAUCAUCUUUAAUUCUUUAAAAGCAAUUUGCUGUUCUGUUCUAUGUGACAAGCUUUAAGCAACACUGUAAAAAAAUUGCUGUAAAUUUAUGGCCAAAUUCCUACAGCAGUCUACUGUGAUUCUUAAAUACAGUAAUUUGCUGUUAAAAAUGUUGCAUUCUGGGAGAUCAAGAGCAGGCUUACUGUGAAGUGACUUGUUUUACGGUAAAUAGAUGUUCUAUGCAAGGCAUUAGGGGAAAUUGAACAUUAAACAAUUUAUUUUAUUUUAAGCAUCGGAUGACAACUUUUCCCAUUUAGUCAUUUAGUGUCUUUAAAUUCAACUACUUUUAAAUAGUGGUCAACCGAUAUAUUGACCGAUCAAUCAGUUUAUAUUUAGUGUUUUGUAUUAUUUAUUUUUAUUUUAAGCAUCGGAUGACAACUUUUCCCAUUUGGUCAUGUUGUGAAUAUGAACGUAACCACUUCAACCAAUAUAUCGACCAAUAAAUCAGUUUAUAUU
Myxocyprinus asiaticus (Chinese sucker) is the source of this 4350-nucleotide messenger RNA. RefSeq names its product lysophosphatidic acid receptor 4-like. The record is from RefSeq and is a predicted model, not a curated record. Lineage: Eukaryota; Metazoa; Chordata; Actinopteri; Cypriniformes; Catostomidae. Bases 277 to 1215 code for a protein of 312 amino acids. Gene Ontology annotation, cellular component: membrane. Gene Ontology annotation, biological process: phospholipase C-activating G protein-coupled receptor signaling pathway; positive regulation of Rho protein signal transduction. The transcript has a single exon. Gene Ontology annotation, molecular function: lysophosphatidic acid receptor activity.